This is a messenger RNA of Eufriesea mexicana, 4819 nucleotides long. It is a transcript of the gene Hk, whose product is annotated as potassium voltage-gated channel subfamily A regulatory beta subunit hyperkinetic. The record is from RefSeq and is a predicted model, not a curated record. The transcript has 10 exons. Gene Ontology annotation, molecular function: transmembrane transporter binding; voltage-gated potassium channel activity; potassium channel regulator activity. NCBI's taxonomy places the organism in Eukaryota, Metazoa, Arthropoda, Insecta, Hymenoptera, Apidae. Gene Ontology annotation, cellular component: cytoplasm; voltage-gated potassium channel complex. Bases 1496 to 2902 code for a protein of 468 amino acids. Gene Ontology annotation, biological process: regulation of potassium ion transmembrane transport; potassium ion transport.
GCUGUAAAGGAGGGAGUCGCAGUGUAUCCAAGUUGUGCAGUGUUGCUUACCACGUAGGAGGCAUAACACUCGCCGUCUUUACAAUAGGAUCCUAACAUUUUCAUAAAUUUUUAAGUUCUACGUUUCGGUGUCUUCGUUUCUUAGAUGCUCUUUUCUCUUUGUUACUCUUGGAAGAAACGUAUCACCGGUCUCGUCGUAAAUCCUAGCACAAGAUCGAUUAUCUCGAGAAAGGUGUUUUUCAGCAGGUCCAUUGCGAAAGGCAAGUAAUUAUUUGUAAGAGCAUCCGGAACUAGGAUCACAAAAGUUGUUAGCGCUGAAUAUUUUUACGUACACACGCGAUCAACGACGAAGGUAGAUCUGGAAUUCAGCGUGUAAUUCGACUCAUAGAUACAUAGAUAUAUGGAUACGAUUGAGAUUGAUAAUUAGACCAAGAUCGAUGUACCAGAAUCAGCGCGCCUAAGAACCAGAUGAGAUAUCGGGAAAAUGUGAAAUGGAAUUUCAAAAAGGGAAAAGGAAAACAGAGUUAGAAGCAACACUGUCACUGACACCGAUUAAGAUCGCUGGAAUCAUUGGAUAUUCUUCCAUCGUGGCUAUAUCAGCUACUUAACUUACGAGUCGAGUUAAGAUACACAAGUUGGACCGAGUUAAGAUACAGUGGAUAAUCCGGAAAAAGUGGGUUCUUAGUGCCAUUGUUAGUGCCCGGUCCGAAAUUAAUAAUCAUCGCGGGUCCUACCUCUCUCUCGUGCCAGAGAUUGUUCCACAUAUCGAUACUCAUAUCGACCACUGUUGGUUUUUGCGUAACGAUGUGUAGCUUUUAAAAUAAAUAUCGCGUGUCGUUCGAGUGUUCUUCUAAUAACAUUGUGAUCGAAUCGAAUAAAAUAACCUCGUUCGUUUUUAUCGUUUUUCACAAAACGUUCUAAUAUCACGCGUACGAGACUACCAACAGUACUCUUUACUGUGUCUUCUUUACUGUGUACGGUGCCUAAAUAACUUAAGUAAAGAAAAACUAGUGCCUAUAUAACGUAUAUGCGCAAUAAAUACAUACAUAUAUACAUAUAUGAAAUGCUGUGACGUGAAAAUAUCGACCGACUCAUCGAUCGAAAUCGUUCGAUGAACGGAUCAGUGAUACAGUGAUACUUGAGAUACACGACAUAUCUCUGUUCCAUCCUCGUUAGAAUUUUAUUCCAACCUUUACCGAAAGAAGUUUUACUUACGCGAAACAAAAUUUCCUAUCAUCGAACUAGAAGUAGGAUUAGGACCAGAGAAUAAUCGUUGACGCUGGCAUAUACGAAUAUCGAAUUUAAGAAACGACGUUCUAUGAAAUUAUUCGUACCGUUCCUCGGGCUCGAGUGAGCAAGCAGACUUGUACUUGUUGAAAUCCAAUCGAAUAUUUACGCCUUCUACGCCUUCGCGUCUCUUUGCAAUUUCCGUUCUCUCUACAAAGAUCUUCCGCUUACAUCACACGUACACACGCAUACGUUCAAGAUACAGAGCAAUGUCUCGUUUAAUGUUGUGCAAUCUCGGAAAUACGUCCACGACAGGAAAUGAUACGAAUAACAAUGCAAAUACGAAUAGUAGCAUGGAAGAUGAUGACUACUAUCCGCUGCCUACUAUUUAUCGCUGCCGUGCACCUAUAGCGAGUUUGGAUUGCAUGGAAGAAUUCAACGGCGGCGGCGGCGGUGGCGGCGGUGGCGGCGGCGGCGUUGGCGUCGGCGGCGGUGGUGGUGCUGUGGACUCUGGUGUACACUGCAGUAAUACCGCUGGAACGAAGGAACAGCUACUGACUAACUGCAUUGCCGCACAAGCGCAACGCUUACAGCAUCCUUCGCCAGGUAUUCGCUACCGCAACUUGGGCAAAAGCGGUCUACGUGUUUCCAAUGUUGGAUUAGGUACGUGGACAACUUUUGGCAUAGGAGGUUGCAGUAACGAGGAAACAGCUGAAGCUGUGGUUGCUCUCGCCUACGAUAGCGGAAUAAAUGUGUUCGACUUGAGCGAAGCUCAUAGCGGUCAUAGAGCAGAAAUUCAAUUUGGACGAAUUUUAUUACGUCGAGCUUGGAAUCGUUCGAGUUACGUCGUUACUACCAAGAUAUAUUGGAAUACGAAGGCGGAGGGUCGUGGGUUGUCACGGAAACACAUAAUCGAAUCAGUGCAAGCAUCUUUAGUCAGAUUACAAUUAUCGUACAUCGAUAUCGUAAUGAUUCAUAAAGUAGAUCCAAUGUGUCCCAUGGAAGAAAUAGUACGUGCUAUGAAUUACGUGAUAAGCAAAGGGUGGGUAAUGUACUGGGGGACGUCUCGUUGGAGUCCCGUAGAAAUAAUGGAAGCUUAUACGAAUUGUCGGCAAUUUAAUUGUGUCACGCCGAUAGUAGAACAAGCCGAAUAUCAUUUGUUUUAUAGAGAAAAACCGGAACUUUAUAUGCCAGAGUUGUACAAUAAAAUAGGUGUCGGUCUGAUGGCGUGGUCCACAGUUACAAUCGGUAUGGUUUCUUCGAAACCCGAAGACUGUGGUGUCUCUUUUUUAUCGAGAUCUUCCUAUAAGAAUAAGUAUUCGUCGUUCAGUUGGACGGAAGACGAAACGCAAUCUUUGUACAAAGAAGAAUACGGCUGGAAAGAAAAAUCGGCCGAUGACGAAACACGAAAAUACUCGGAUAAAUUACGAGACGUCUGUGCACUCGCCGAACGACUCGGCUGCUCUUUCGGACAGUUGGCAAUCGCGUGGUCUUUAAAGAAUGAAAGUGUUCAGUGCCUUCUUCUUGGUGCAUCAAACAUAGAUCAACUGUAUGAGAGUCUACAAAGUUUACAGCUAAUUCCAAAAUUGAAUGCCAACAUAAUGAACGAAAUUGAACGAAUUCUUGAUAACAAACCGUCGCGACCUCCGAUAAUAUCAUCGCUGGCACUCAGAUGACAAUCAAUUUGCCCCCACGGAAGUGGUGGGGGCUCCUUAGAGGAUGGAGGUAGCCCGAAAAGCGAGGGCGCCAACAGUCAAGAUCAAGAGCAGACCAAAGAGCUAACCGGUAAACUACCAUUCUGCGAGAUACAAUGAAAGCACGUUGAUACAUUUACGUACAUUUUCUGCAUAAUUUGAUCUUGGCCGAGUAAAAUCGAAUCGAUUAGAAUGGAAUUCGGCCAAGAUAAGCGAAAUCGUGCCAAGCGAUAUCACACGAGAGGCAUAAUAACGAGGAGAAAGAGAGACAUUUGAAUUACGUAUCUUAUACGCUCAACGUGUCCGGCGCAAAUGUUUAUCGCGAGUAAAUGAAUCGAUGACAAUACUUUUAUGGUUACAGUUGCGAUUAGCGGUUGUGGUAGCGGUUGUGGUAGCGGUUGUGGUAGCGGUUGUGGUUACGGUUGCGGUCACGGUGCGGUCACGGUGCGGUCACGGUUGCGGUCGUGAUUGCGGCUUGUGGUUGCGGAUUAUACGGUUACGAUUGCCGAGAAUAGCAAUUAUAAUUUAGCAAUUACCGAGAAAUGUUGGCGGAUAAAUUCCACAAACACAGUUUGCACUCUUCCAUACAGCUGUACGAUUAUCCUUUUUAUCAUCUUCUAUUGGAAUUACGCGUAUAUACGUAGACGUGAUUCAAUGGGGGCGCGAGGGAAAGAAAUUGAAAUAGAUUGGAAAUUGUUGUUUCGCGUAGAGAAACUUUUCGUUUCGAAGAAAGGCGAGCGAUUACGAUGAGUGUUCUACGAGUCUACAGAUGGAAUCUUUAUUCGUGAUUCACUAUGCACACAGGUGUUCAUUCGAAAUUAGAUAGAAUAUCGUAGCGCUUUUAUUAUGACUAUGUAAGAUGAUAUCGUGGCGUAUAGCUAUUUCGUUUAAGCUUCGAACAAUUCUUUAUACCGUUUCAUCGUUCCACGGUUUCGACGCUCCUACGAGGGAAAGAAAAACGUAUACGUGUAUUUUUUCAUUUCAAUACAUCGCACGAACAACUACGGUGAUACGCGUCAAAAUGUCUACACGAUAUCGUACACGUGUAUACGUAUGUACAUGGUUUUCGACGUGGUAAGUGAAAAGUGCAUCGUCGAUCCUUUGGCUAUCAUGUGAAGCAAUUGCUGUUCGGCCCUUUCUUAUCCGAUGUCACUUUUUUAACAUACAUAACUCUUGCCAUGCCGUUCUUUAUAACAGAUGGUCAGCUAGCUCUCUCGGGUUAGCUAACUAGCCAUUUUGCCAGUUAACUAUCUUACCGAGGAGCUGUGCACGUAGGAUAGGUAAAGUAAAUGGCGUAGGCGGGUAGACGUGUAAGUAGGUAGACGUGCGUAGUUAAGGUAAGUAGAUAGACGAGUAUGUACAUACUUACGAGUAGAUAAAUAGAGGUAUGAAAGCGCGAACGGCUAAUUGUAAGUAAACGAAGGUAAGCGAAGGGAAGCGAAGGGAAGCGAAGGAAAGCGAAUGGAAGCAAAGAAAUUAUGCGAGAUCCAGUGAGAGAAGAAAUGGUGCAAUGCGGAAUCGAAAAGUAUGAAAAUAACGAGGAGAAAUAAAAAUAUCGUAGGUAUCACUGCGUAUUACACGGAGCCAAAGUUCGGUACAAGAACGUUUCCGCUCUACGCUUAUUUCGUUCGAUUCGUUCGACUAUCUGCUGUCUCUUGUAAGUACGUUAGAGCAAUGUUUUUCUCUUGCAUUUGGUUCACCGAAUCAAACCGUCCUAAUGGCGCGACAUAGCGCGAAGCCUCGUAGAACUAAUAAGACCGUUUGCAAAUUGUAUCGCUCACGCGCCGGAUAAAAUUGAAUAUUCUUGUUGUUAGACAGGAACAAUUUCAGAUAUAUACACCCACAUAUAUAUGCGUGUGCCUGUGCGUGCGUGUGUCUGUGCGUUUGCGCGUUUGCGUG